AGAAAUAUGGACAUGUCCAGUAGGUGGCGGUAACGAGCGGACGCUAAAAACCUCGUUUUUUCCCUCUUUGUUGGAUAUAAAACGCAGUACUGGAUCCAUUUUGAGGUCACAGAUGUUAGUAUCUCAGUUCUGCUGGAGUAAAAAAGCCACACGUGCGAAAAACGAGAAGAACAGAGUUGCUUUCAUUUUCACUCUGACAGCUGAGCUCCUGUGCUGGAUGUCUCGUCCUCAGCAGGUGGACAAAUGACCUAAACACAGGAAGAUGAAGGAGCUUUACGGUUUCUUCUUCUUUGUACACCUCCUGCAGCAGUCCAGUGCAGAUGUUCACUCCUUCAGCGCCUUUUUCAUCGGCUCUCAAGGCCUCGAUCUGCCCGAUUACAUGGAGAGAGUUACUGUGGACGAUGUGACCAUGUUUUAUUACGACAGCAGUAUGAAUGCAGUGGUGCCCUGUCCUGAAUGGCUCAACACUACAGAGGGUCAGGAACGCUGGAAGGAUAUUAAUCUCAUAGCAGUUCAUAAUCGAUACAGAAUAGCUUCAUAUCUCCAAUCAACCAUGCAGCAGUUCAACUUGACAGGCCCUUCUUCGGACGUUAACAUGUACCAGGCCUACAGUCGCUGUGACGUGUAUCCGAAUGGGACUCGCAAGGCAGUGUUAAUGCACGCAUUCAAUGGGAAGGACUUUCUGACUUUUGAUAUUGACAGAAAGACAUACAUAGCUUCUGUUUCUCAAGCGGUUGUAUACAAAAGGCAGAAGGAGGAAGAUCCAGUCUUGCUUGAAAAUGUGGCGUCUUUCUACAAAAAGACCUGCUAUGAGCGACUGAGCAUGUUCCUGCAGCACGCUCCGGGAGUCCGAGUAAAGGAAGUUCCAGAAGUCCAUCUUUUCGAGAAGACCAAGGCUGGCUCUAAGGUCCUCACGUGUCAUGUGACUGGGUUCUACCCCAGAGACGUGCAGGUGGAGUGGGUCGGAGCUGGUCUACAGUCUGUGGAUGAAGAGAUGAUUGAUGUGCUUCCUAAUGGAGACGGUACUUAUCAGACCAGAAGGAGUGUGAUUAGACCUGAGGAGAACCCAGAGGAACACACUUACAGCUGCAUGGUGCAUCACAGCAGUGUAGCAGGAGACAUCACCAAAACCUGGGUUACAGUUGAACGCUCCAGCCUGGCUGUUGGGAUUUCUCUUACCUGCGUGUUCUUGGCCAUCAUUGGAGCUGGGCUUGUAAUCGUACUCGGAAGGUUCUGUAAAAAUAGAGGUGCUGGGGUUUAAAAAUAUCUUUUACAUGAAGAUGAAGCACUUCACGCUCUUAAAGGCUCCCCCUUCAGUUCCAGUCCUCUCACUCUCGUUUGUAAGUGGAUUAUUUCUCCAUAAGGACUGAAAGGUUUACAUUCUAGCAAGCAAGCAAAAUUUAUUUAUACAGCGCUUUUUACAACAUGUGUUGUCACAAAGAAGCUUUACAAAACAAUCAGUAUUACAGAGAGAAAA
This is a messenger RNA of Pygocentrus nattereri (red-bellied piranha), 1477 nucleotides long. Its product is annotated as class I histocompatibility antigen, F10 alpha chain-like. Gene Ontology annotation, cellular component: external side of plasma membrane. Gene Ontology annotation, biological process: immune response. The record is from RefSeq and is a predicted model, not a curated record. The transcript is spliced from 6 exons. Bases 263 to 1261 code for a protein of 332 amino acids. NCBI's taxonomy places the organism in Eukaryota, Metazoa, Chordata, Actinopteri, Characiformes, Serrasalmidae.